AUGCCUGAAGCUACAAUUUCAAAACAAACUCUCACAAUGGCUCAAAAAACUAAAUUUAAUAUGUUAUCAAUUGAAAAAGUGCAUAAUUUUGUUAAUAUUAUCUCAUCAUCAUCAUCUAUAACCCAGGAUUUUAAAGAACUUAGACAAUCAGUUGGUGAAGAUAAAGCACUUGUAAAAUUCUACAGAAUAUUUCAACCUGCUGAAACAAUAUUAUGUAUUCAAAAUUUAAAAAGUUCAAAAUUUCUCAAAACAGCCAUAACUCAAAUAUCUAAAAAAGUACAAAAAUAUGCUAAUGAAAUUUAUAACAAAACAGCAUUUAUAGCUGCUAUCCUUGACUCUCGAAUUAAACUAGAAUUAAUAUUUGCUAAUAUGAAUACUGAAGCAAAUCGUACUAUUUUUAAUAAUAUUUUUAAAACAGAAUAUGCUGAACUUGUUUUAAAUAACUCCUCUACCUCUCUUACCUUUACCUCUUUUAUCUUCUUUACCUCCUCUACUUCUUUUAUAUCCUCUACCUUAUUUACCUCUUCUACAAAUUUAAAA
Messenger RNA from Dentiscutata heterogama, 540 nucleotides. The record is from the annotation of a GenBank genome assembly. Lineage: Eukaryota; Fungi; Glomeromycota; Glomeromycetes; Diversisporales; Gigasporaceae.